Molecule: messenger RNA, 5358 nt
Organism: Myotis davidii
Lineage: Eukaryota; Metazoa; Chordata; Mammalia; Chiroptera; Vespertilionidae
Gene: STARD13
Product: StAR related lipid transfer domain containing 13
Exons: 14
Coding region: 131-3472 (1113 amino acids)
Biological process (GO): signal transduction; actin cytoskeleton organization; regulation of Rho protein signal transduction
Molecular function (GO): lipid binding; protein binding; GTPase activator activity
Source: RefSeq, a predicted model, not a curated record
GCACUCCUUUUUCUUUUUAAAUAUCGCUUGGUCUGUGGAGCUCUGCUGGGCUUGGCGCCUUGCUCUUUGAGACUGGAGACAGACGCAAACAGCCAGGGUAGACUGAGGUGGCAAAAGAAAAUCUGCCGAGAUGUUCGGUCAGGGACCCAGGACCCCAGCUUCAGGCUGCUACUAUCUAAAUUCCAUGACAUCUGAGGGCCAGGAGAUGUACUUGCGAUUUGAUCAGACUACAAGACGCUCUCCUUACAGGAUGAGCCGGAUUCUAGCGCGCCAUCAGCUAGUGACUAAAAUUCAACAAGAAAUUGAGGCAAAGGAAGCAUGUGACUGGCUCCGUGCUGCUGGGUUCCCACAAUACGCUCAGUUAUAUGAGGAUUCACAGUUUCCCAUUGACAUUUUGGCUGUUAAGAACGAUCAUGAGUUUCUUGAAAAGGACCUUGUAGAACCUCUUUACAGACGAUUAAAUACAUUGAACAAGUGUGCCUCAAUGAAACUUGAUGUGAACUUCCAAAGGAAAAAGGGUGAAGACUCAGAUGAAGAAGAUCUUUGUAUCAGUAACAAAUGGACUUUCCAAAGAACCAGUCGGCGGUGGUCUCGUGUGGACAACCUCCACACACUGUUUCCUGGGGGAGACAGAAAUGGGUCAUCUGGAGACAUUAGGAUGAGAAACACAACCAGCAGUGAAAGUGUCCUUACAGACCUGAGUGAGCCUGAGGUCUGCUCCAUCCACAGCGAGAGCAGUGGUGGGAGUGACAGACGCAGCCACCCCGGCAGCCAGGGCACUGGCCGGGAGGCGUUUGACUGCUCCAGCCAGUACUGCUCCGAUAGCCCAGUCAUGCUGGAUGCCAUGGUAUUCAGCAGCAGCCUCCCACAGUCCUCCAAAGACGUCCUCAACUACCCUUUCCACCCAAAGAAUGAGAAACUCAGUAGACCCAGAGCUAAAUCAUUUUUGAAACGCAUGGAAACACUCCGAGCAAAAGGAGCACAUGGAAGGUAUAAGGGGCAGACAGGUGGCUUGGUGAUCAGCGGGCCUGUGCUACAGCAGGAGCCAGAGUCCUUUAAGGCCAUGCAGUGCAUCCACAUACCUAAUGGAGAUCUCCAGAACUCACUCCCGGUUGCCUGCAGUAAAGGGCUUCAAUGCUCCAGCAAAUGGAGUGGUGAAAGCAGCCCAUCAGAAAACAGCAGUAGUGGACUGAGCACACCUGGCCUGAAGGAACGGAAAUGCCAGGAGGCCAACAAGCGCGGGGGCAUGUACUUAGAAGACCUGGAUGUGCUGGCUGGGACAGCACUGUGGAAUGCAGGUGACCAAAACCACACACAUGAGUUUCAUUCCCAGGAGAACUUGGUAGUACACAUUCCCAAGGAUCACAAACCAGGAACAUUCCCAAAGGCACUGUCCAUCGAAAGCCUCUCACCAACAAACAACAGCAAUGGGGUGAACUGGAGGACCGGUAGCAUCUCCCUGGGUAGACAGCAUGGCCCUUGUGCCAGGGAGCCUGGGCUCAUUGCCUCCUGCCACAGAGCAAGUCGAGUCAGUAUCUAUGACAACGUCCCAUUGUAUGCCAGCACAGGAGACCUUUUGGACUUGGAGAAAGAUGACCUCUUACCUCACUUAGAGGACAUUCUGCACCAUGUCAGUGGCCUCCAAGAGGGAGUGAAUGAACUGCAAGCACAUGAGGCCUUGGUUGGAAAACCUGGCUUAUGUCCCUUUCCAUUUCCUAAUCAGAUAACCCUAGAUUUCGAAGGCAAUUUUGUUUCUGAAGGUCAGACAACACCCAGUGAUGUGGAAAGAGAUGGACCAUCACUUAAUGAGUUGGAGACCACCGGGGUCAAAGAAAGAAGGGAUUCUGGUGUAGGGGCCUCUCUGACUAGGCCAAACAGGCGACUCCGAUGGAACAGUUUCCAGCUCUCCCACCAGCCUCAGCCAUCCACGGCAUCACCCCACAUCAGCAACCAGACUGCUGGCCAGUUGAACCUGCUCCAGCGCUUCUCGCUGCUCUGCCUCACGGCCAUCAUGGAGAAGCACUCCAUGUCCAACAAACACGGCUGGGCAUGGUCAGUUCCAAAGUUCAUGAAGAGGAUGAAAGUUCCUGAUUACAAAGACAAGACUGUCUUUGGCGUUCCUCUUAUAGUUCACGUCCAGAGAACAGGACAGCCCCUGCCUCAGAGUAUUCAGCAAGCACUCAGAUAUCUUCGCAGCAACUGCCUUGACCAGGUGGGCCUUUUUCGAAAAUCUGGUGUGAAAUCUAGAAUCCAGGCCUUACGUCAAAUGAACGAGAAAUCCCCUGAGAACCUCAGCUAUGAGGACCAAUCCGCUUAUGAUGUGGCAGAUAUGGUGAAACAGUUCUUCCGGGACCUCCCUGAGCCUCUUUUCACCAACAAGCUCAGGGAAACCUUUCUCCACAUCUAUCAGUAUGUUCCCGAAGAGCAGCGGCUGCAGGCAGUGCAGGCUGCCAUCCUGCUGCUGGCUGAUGAGAGCAGGGACGUCCUGCAGACGCUUCUGUGCUUCCUCAAGGAUGUUGCCAACUUGGUGGAAGAGAAUCAGAUGACACCCAAGAACCUGGCUGUGUGUCUGGCCCCCUCUCUCUUUCAUCUCAAUUUAUUGAAGAAAGAAAGCUCCCCCAGGGUCAUACAGAAGAAAUACGCCACUGGGAAGCCAGAUCAAAAGGACCUCAGUGAGAAUCUGGCCGCCUCUCAGGGCCUUUCCCACAUGAUCAUGGAAUGUGACAGACUUUUUGAGGUCCCGCAUGAGAUGGUAGCCCAGUUUCAUAAUUCUUACGUGGAGGCUGAGAUCCAUAUUCCAACUCUGGAAGACCUGGGGACCCAGGUGGAGGAAAGUGGGGCCACAUUCCACACUUACCUGGACCAGCUCAUCCAGGGCCUCCAGAAGGAAGCCAAAGAGAAGUUUAAAGGAUGGGUUACGUGUUCCAGCACAGACAAUACAGACCUUGCUUUCAAAAAGGUGGGAGACGGGAAUCCACUGAAGUUAUGGAAGGCUUCCGUGGAGGUGGAAGCACCCCCUUCAGUGGUUUUGAAUCGUGUGCUAAGAGAGCGCCACCUGUGGGAUGAGGAUUUUGUGCAGUGGAAGGUUGUGGAAACUCUGGACAAGCAAACAGAAAUCUAUCAGUACGUGUUGAACAGCAUGGCCCCCCAUCCUUCCAGAGACUUUGUGGUUCUCAGGACCUGGAAGACUGAUUUGCCCAAAGGAAUGUGUACCCUGGUCUCCCUCUCUGUGGAGCACGAGGAAGCUCAGCUCAUGGGCGGUGUGCGAGCCAUAGUGAUGGAUUCUCAGUACUUAAUAGAACCAUGUGGUUCGGGCAAGUCAAGACUGACCCACAUCUGCAGGAUAGACCUGAAAGGUCACUCCCCAGAAUGGUACAAUAAAGGCUUUGGACAUCUGUGUGCAGUGGAAGUUGCCAGGAUUAGAAACUCUUUCCAGCCCCUCAUUGCUGAGGGUCCAGAAACUAAAAUCUGAGUUUUCCCCAGUGUGACAUUAAGCUCAGGGAAGGGGAAGUGAAGGGAAACACCUGUGGGAGAGAGUGCACUCAAGAGAAAGUGAGAGAGGACAACUGAUUGACAUGGUUCCUGCUCAAAAUGGAAACACUGAGAAGUCAGAAUGUUGAAGAUGCAAGAGUUUCUGCGAACUUUCCUAGCCUUCCUGGAGAUAGCUAUAUUCCUACUAAUAUAAUAUUUUUAAAAAUGAAAACAUUUAUCUAUGUUACUUAAAAUUAAAUGGGUUUUCUUUGUGCAUUGCCUAAUUUGCUAUUUAAAAGCUUCUAAGAAGCAUAUUCUUAACUGUAACUAAAUGUAUGUAUAGCAUAUAUAAAGUGUAUAUAUCUCCCCCUUUACUGUAUAUAUGUAAAAUAUCAAUUUUAUAUAUAAUUGCAUAUUUUGAAACACCUGCCUUGCUGAGUCCCUUCCUUACAUGGUUCUUUCCAAGUUGCUCUGGGCCCCACCAUCCUGUAAACUGAGCAGAGCUGCUGCUGACAGGAAGGUGUGAAAAUGUGUAGCCUGUCAGUCUGCCCUGAUGUUCAACCAAAGAUGUACUAACCAAAGGCAAACAACAUUAAAAGGUUCUUAAGUGUUGUCAGGCCACUUUUGUUAUUUAAAAACUGAGAGUGGAGUGCUGGAUAAAGCAAGGAAAACAAUGGGUUCUCCUUUUUAAAGCAAAGAAGUGGUGAGAAGUCACUAUCAAAUUUACAGCUAGAUUCCCAGUUGCUCCUUGGCCCCACCGGGUGCAGAUUCAGUGAAAUAUCAGACCCCUAGAACCCUUGGAGUCAGUGAGAGACUGAACAGAACCCCUAUGUCCCUGCUAACUAGAGCUGACUAGAACAGCCUUUGCAUAUACGUAGCCAAAGGGAGCCCCUUUGUUCUAUGAUGUUUUCAAAGAUACAUUUCAUAAUGUUCUUAAAUGUCAUUCUAUUUGACCAGUGGCCUAUUUGGUCACAGGUAAUUGGCAUUUUCCUACCAGUGUAUUGCACUGAAUUUGACUCUGGACACUAGACAAAGGAAGAUGAUGGUCAUCUAAGAGUCCUGGACCAUUAAUUAUAGCUUCAGGGAAUUCUUAUUUUGUUAUGUAUGAUGCUCUUAAGACAUAAUUCAUUUAAGUUUUCCAAUGUGAAAGACAGGGUUUUAAACUAACAUAAGACCAAAACUAAGUUCUUCAAUUAAUUCUAGAAAAUAUAAACAGGUUUGUUAAACCCAUGUUUCUUCAUUAGCCAGUCAAGCUACCUGUGCAUUUGACCCUAUUUAUUAUUACAUAGACUAAGCAAGUUGACUCUCCUAAAUCAAUUGUUAAUGGGUUUAAUUUUUCUUAAUUAUAAUUCAACAACUGUAGAGAGAAAGAUAAUUUAUUGUGUUUGGUUUGAGGUAGACAGAUCUCUAAAUAGAGAUUGGUAUCAUCAUUUAGCAACUGGUGUUAGAGGAAAAAAAAGAAGAAAAAUGUUUUCCCCUUUUUGUAUUGUAUGCAUUUAUGUAAUGCUUUCUUUUAUCAGUAUUGUGCAAUUAUUUUAUUGAGAGGAAUUAAAAUGUUAUAUAUGAGUUCUGUGUGGAGCAAGAAAAAUCAUACUGUUUGAAUUAUGAUUUAGGAGUUUUUUGUUUCUUUGAUUACCUAGAAGGUGGCAGCAAAGCCAUAAUUUUCCAUUGGGCAAUGCCCUGUGAGCAAAACAAAAUCACUUCUGCCAUACAUCUUAAAUUUAACCAUAUGUGCUGGAUGACUUUAAUGGGCAUAGACAAGAUCAUUAGUGAAGUUUAACCUAGUUUAACAUGGGUCCUAUUCCAGAAAUGGGACCCUACAUGUUUGGAAACUGUGCUAGGCACACAAAGAUAAAUGGUAUUCUAUCACCAACUGUAGCAUGCACA